Callorhinchus milii (elephant shark) is the source of this 3182-nucleotide messenger RNA. Its product is annotated as coiled-coil domain-containing protein 39. The transcript has 20 exons. Gene Ontology annotation, cellular component: axoneme. Lineage: Eukaryota; Metazoa; Chordata; Chondrichthyes; Chimaeriformes; Callorhinchidae. The record is from RefSeq and is a predicted model, not a curated record. Gene Ontology annotation, biological process: cilium-dependent cell motility; cilium movement; inner dynein arm assembly. Bases 146 to 2986 code for a protein of 946 amino acids.
GGGGUGGGGGUUGCUGUGGGGGUCGGAGCUGUGGUUGGAGGCGGCGUUACCGGAAGCGCGGUUGCGGGCCCGGAAGCGCGCGUUGCCAGGGUGGUUGCUAAGGCCGCGGCAGCAGAGCAGAGCAGAGCAGCCCCGAGCCCGAGCCAUGGCCCGGGGAAUCCUGUGCGACAUCAACUGGGACAAUGGCUUCGCCAUCCCCGUGGCCAACACUGAGAACAAGGACCUGGAGGCGAAUGUACAAAAGAUGGAGAAGGAGAAAAUUCAUCUGCAGAACAAGCUGGCUGAAUUUAAGGAUCGCAUCCACGCUCUGACACAGCAUCUGAAGAAUGUAAAGCAGGAGUUAAAUUAUACCCAGUCUCUACAACAGGCACGGGAAAAAGAGAUUGAAAGUGAGACACACUUUAAGAUCCUGGCAGAGCGGGAGAUCGAACGCCUGAACCAGGAGAUGCUGCGGCUGGAGAAUGAGCUCGUUGGACUGAAGGAGAGGAAGAAUAUCAUGGAGAAUAACAUCUUCAGGUCCACCCAGAGGAUUGAGGGCUUGAAGUGCCAGCUGAAUUGGGACAAGCAAGCCCUGGAGGCCUGGCUGGAGGAAUCAGCCAGAACUGAUGAGGAUGCGAUCACCAUUGAAAAGUACUCGCAGAGAGACGAAGGCAAGAUAAGGGAUCUUAUGAUUCGAAUGGAGAGGAUGACUGACGAUGCCAACAAGAAGAGGAAGCAACUUGACAACGAAAUGACUGAGACUAUUGCAGCCCAGAUGGAAUUGGAUAAAACAGCGCAAGACUUCCGCAGAGCCCAGAGAGAGAGACAGGAUCUGAUCAAGCAAUGGCAGAAUACGAUUGAACAGAUGCAGAAGCGAGAUCAAGACAUGGAUCAGUGUGCUCUGCAAAUGGCCGAACUGAAACAACAGAUCCGGGAGAGGGAGGCGGUCAUCAAGGAGAAAGCUCAAUUUCUUAAGAACGAGGCUGACAACAACAAUGAGUUUGAGAAGAAGAUCUCCAGCAGUGAGCGGCAGGCCGCUAAAUUGAGGUCGGAGUACCAAACUUACGAGACCAACCGCAUUCAACUGGAAAAUGAGUUUGAGAACUUGAAAAAACGAGUGAACAGGACUGCUUUCGCUCUGGAGUCGUUAAGGACCGAAUUGAAGAAUAUCAAGAAGGAAAUCCAGCUCAAGAACCAAGGUCUGACCCACAGUAAAAACAUCCACGACUCUCUCACCCAAAAACUGAAAGAUAUGACAGAGAACCUGCUGAGCUCUGAGGAACAGGCCACACGAAUGGAGAAGAUGCUAAAAGACGAGGAGAAAAAUAUGAAGGAAAUUGAGGCACAAAUGAAGUACCUGGGAGACCUGAAGUUCAGGAAGACCGAGGAGUUGACCAUUUUGGAAAACACAGAGAAGACAGUUUUGGGCCAGCUGUCGGGGAACAGGGCCACCCUCCGAAACCUCAACAGCCAAAUCACCAAACUGGACCACGAGGCUCUCAAGCAACAGGAAGUGAUAUACAAUCAGGACUUUCAGAUUAUGCGGCUGGAGAGGAAGCUGGCGAAGCUGGAAGGAGAUUUGAACAGCAAUGAGAAGGAUGUGCUGGAGCUGAGGGUAGCGGAGCUCACAAAGAACUUGGAGGAGAAGAAAAUGACCAAAAAUCUGCUGGAAGGGCAGCUGAAAAAACUGCAGAACGAUCUCCGGCAUUUGGUGAAACACCUGGACAAGGGCAACGAGGAGAAAGCUGACCUGAAUCAUAAAAUAGAAGACAUCCACCAUUACCUCGACUCCUCAGAGAAGGAGCUGAAAAGGAAGAGAUUUGAGAAACAGGAAUUAAUGAUAGAGGAUAACCUGCUGAAGCUGUCUGUGAAGCGCCUAAGGGACAUGCUACACCAUAAAGCGGACAAUGUGCUAUCCCUGGAGAAACGCAAACUUCAGCUGCAGACUGCCAUGAAAGAGCGGACAGAAGAAAUCAAGCUUCACAUGGACAUGCUGCACAUUCAACUCAAGCAAACUGAGCAGGAACGGCAGGCCAUCAGUGCUGAAUUGCAUGAACGGUUGUCAAAGAUUGACAAGUUGAAGAAGAGAUACGAGCUGCUGAUGGUUUCCAUGGCACCACCUGAGGGGCAGGAGGACCGAUCUCAAGCUUACUAUGUCAUCAAGGCUGCCCAGGAAAAGGAGGAGCUUCAGAAUGACGGCGAUGAGCUGGACGCUAAAAUCUGCAAGGCUGAGAAAGAACUGAGAGCUCUGGAGAACACGCUUCACUUGCUGAAGACCCAGAACGACACCUAUCACAAGUCCUUCAGCAGAAUCACUGAGACAAGUCAGGAGUAUGAAGACAAACAAAAGGUAGAAGAACAAAAGCGGUCUAUUGAUGAAAAGUACAGAUACAAGCGAAGGCAGAUACGGGAGCUUCAGGAAGACAUUGAGAGCAUGAACGUCAGGGUGAAAACCUUAAACAAGGAGGAUUAUGACUUCAACAUGAUGGUGCACGGGAAAGAAAAACAGAUCAUGAAGCUCAAUCAGGAUUUGGAUGAUCAGAAACUGAAACUGAACAGGGCGGUGAAGCAGUGCUCAAAACUGGUCAAAGAAAUCCGUUUUGCCAAGAGGCUGGACGUUGAGUCACAUGAGGAGCAGGAUAUCAACAUCCAUGAGCUGCGAGAAUUUAACAAGUCAUUGAACAAGAUGCUGAGGGAAGCCAUGGACGAUUGUGAAAGCCUGACUGAAGAUGUCGAACAUUUCUUUCAACAGGCUUCCUUGCCGUUGCCAUCGGUCUCAUUGUUGCCUGGCAGUCAGCGCAGUUCCAGAACAUCUUUGCGUGGCGCUGCACCAUCUGGGAGCCCCAUCUGUUCACUGAGCAGUUCCAUGUCACUGAGUGGGGACAUUCCAAAGGUCAUUGAUCUGGGGCUGGGACUGACUGUGACAUCCCCGACGCUCGGAAUGUCUUCAGGCGGACCCAGCUGCCGAACUAGUGCUCCCUCCAGCGCCAGGAGCCAGCCCAAGUAACUCCCACCAGAGAGCCGCGAGUCACCCAUAGGGUCAAAUAGCUGCUCAAUUCAAUACACGACGUGCUGAAGGAAAUACAGCAUCAUUUAUUGAAAUUCCUAUAUAUGUCGCAUUUAAUAGUGAAUUGUGGCACAACACACCAGUGAUUAACACUGAAAAUUAUAUUGAAUGUUUCUUUAAAAAAUUCAAUACUGUA